GUUGGCAGGAACAGUUAUCACUAUUAAACGCGACAGCAUCUUUGUCUGGUCAUCAGGUUCAUACUCUCUUCCCAGUUGUCUCCCGAAUCUCGUGACGCAAACCGUCGCUGCGGAACCAGCGCCUGCAAACUAACAUGACUUCGACGAUGAAAUCGAUCAACCGGUUCCUAUAUGGUCCAACACCAGAGGAAAGAGUACGUGCGUGGCAGCAAAAGCUAAAGAGCGAGGGGAGGCAGCUAGAUCGGGAGAUCCGGCAGCUAGAUCAAGCUCAAGGGAAGGCAAGACAGUCACUGAAGCAGCUUGCACAGAAAGGGGACGUUAAGAGUGCUCGAAUACUUGCGAAGGAGGUGGUGAGGAGUAACAAGCAGAAGGAGCGAUUAUACGUUUCCAAGGCGCGGCUUGGAAGCAUCGGUACCCAGCUGUCAAACCAGCUCGCUAUGGUGAAGGUCACAGGGAGUUUGCAUAAGAGCACGGAAAUCAUGAAACUGUCGAAUCAACUUGUCCGGCUGCCGCAGAUUAGCCAGUCAAUGCGAGAAAUGAGUAUGGAGAUGAUGAAGGCGGGAAUUAUGGAAGAGAUGUUGGAUGAGACGCUUGAAGCGGUGGAUGACGGCGAGGAACUCGAAGAGGAGGCUGACCAGGAGGUUGAAAAGGUGCUGUUUGAGCUGACGGAUGGCAAGCUCGGGCAGGCCGGGACGGUCACGACAGAACUUCCGCACUUGGAGGACAAGGAGGCCGAGGAGGAGCCGGAGAUGCAGAGAAUGCGGGAACAGCUGAAUGGUUUGUUGAACGGGUGAUAGUGAUACCGCUGUUGCAUGCGUAUGCAGCAUACC
Messenger RNA from Dacryopinax primogenitus, 830 nucleotides. RefSeq names its product Snf7-domain-containing protein. The record is from RefSeq and is a predicted model, not a curated record. Gene Ontology annotation, cellular component: ESCRT III complex; multivesicular body. Lineage: Eukaryota; Fungi; Basidiomycota; Dacrymycetes; Dacrymycetales; Dacrymycetaceae. The coding region runs from base 135 to 794 and encodes 219 amino acids. The transcript is spliced from 5 exons. Gene Ontology annotation, biological process: late endosome to vacuole transport; endosome transport via multivesicular body sorting pathway; protein transport.